Messenger RNA from Homo sapiens (human), 1611 nucleotides. RefSeq names its product THAP domain containing 8 (gene THAP8). Bases 461 to 1156 code for a protein of 231 amino acids. Lineage: Eukaryota; Metazoa; Chordata; Mammalia; Primates; Hominidae. The transcript has 4 exons. The record is from RefSeq and is marked validated.
CACAGCCAGUGUACUGGAUGCCUGAUUAAGCGUCAUGGGGUCUUUCAUCCAGACUGCGUUUUCAUUAUUCGCUGAAACAUACAGGUUUUAAUUUUUACGAGGCUAAGGCCACGGCCGCCUCACCUCGGUUUUUGCCGCCACCUAGAGGAACUAUGUGCGCCCCAACGGUUGCCCGGAUGUAGGCGUAGGGUGGAGCCGUAAGAGAUUGACUAGCCAGUUGAUUUGGUUGGCGCAGGCUCAGAAACGCCGUGACGCCGCCCUUCCCCCCAACACGUGAUGAAAGUCGGGGUGACGAAGGGCCGGCUUUGCGCAGGUGCACAGUACUCGCUAUGGCCCAUUCGUCACGUGACGAGGGCGGGACUGUGGCACUGUGGAGGGGCGCCUAGUAGGCAGGCGCUCUCAGCUCUCUCCCCGGUUCCCACUGAAGGAUGGUCCCCGGCUGCAGGCCUGGCUGCAGCACAUGGGCUGUGAGCACUGGGUGCCCAGCUGCCACCAGCACUUGUGCAGCGAGCACUUCACACCCUCCUGCUUCCAGUGGCGCUGGGGUGUGCGCUACCUGCGGCCUGAUGCAGUGCCCUCCAUCUUCUCCCGGGGACCACCUGCCAAGAGUCAGCGGAGGACCCGAAGCACCCAGAAGCCAGUCUCGCCGCCGCCUCCCCUACAGAAGAAUACACCCCUGCCCCAGAGCCCUGCCAUCCCAGUCUCUGGCCCAGUGCGCCUAGUGGUGCUGGGCCCCACAUCGGGGAGCCCCAAGACUGUGGCCACCAUGCUCCUGACCCCCCUGGCCCCUGCGCCAACUCCUGAGCGGUCACAACCUGAAGUCCCUGCCCAACAGGCCCAGACCGGGCUGGGCCCAGUGCUGGGAGCACUGCAACGCCGGGUGCGGAGGCUGCAACGGUGCCAGGAGCGGCACCAGGCGCAGCUGCAGGCCCUGGAACGGCUGGCACAGCAGCUACACGGGGAGAGCCUGCUGGCACGGGCACGCCGGGGUCUGCAGCGCCUGACAACAGCCCAGACCCUUGGACCUGAGGAAUCCCAAACCUUCACCAUCAUCUGUGGAGGGCCUGACAUAGCCAUGGUCCUUGCCCAGGACCCUGCACCUGCCACAGUGGAUGCCAAGCCGGAGCUCCUGGACACUCGGAUCCCCAGUGCAUAAGGAUCAAGACAGACAAUGUCGAGGGACAAAAGAUAGAAGAUGGAGGAGGAAAGACAUUAUACGUGGGCUUGGCCCAGCCCCACCGCCCACGCCUGGGUAGUAGCAGUGCCUCCCUCAAGGGCCUGGGUUCUACCACCCCACUCCUAGGGAUCUCUUGAACCUUAGGGGUGACCUGGGCCCAAGUCUCUCAUCAGCCCCCAAUCCCCUGGGUACCAGGCUUCUGCCACCCCCGGCUCAGAUCUUUGCAAAUCAGUACGACAGCCUCAGAGCAGAGCAAGGGUUGUUUGGGAGAAUCAUACCUGGUUCUAAGGAGUCCCACGCUUUUUGCCAAGCCUGGUACUGAGUUCAUGAUACCAUGGUGGACACAGCUGAGAAAAUCCCUGCCCUCAUGGUGCUCAUUCUACUUGAGUAGACGAUGAACUAGUAAACAAAUAAACAAGAACACUGCAGACAUG